Notolabrus celidotus (New Zealand spotty) is the source of this 4054-nucleotide messenger RNA. Its product is annotated as spondin-1-like. The coding region runs from base 292 to 2697 and encodes 801 amino acids. The transcript is spliced from 16 exons. Gene Ontology annotation, cellular component: extracellular matrix. NCBI's taxonomy places the organism in Eukaryota, Metazoa, Chordata, Actinopteri, Labriformes, Labridae. The record is from RefSeq and is a predicted model, not a curated record. Gene Ontology annotation, biological process: cell adhesion.
CUUGGUCUGCGUCAGGGAGAGCGCAGCGUGCAGCAGAGCCUGUGUUGUGACGCUGCUGCUGCUUCCAGGCUCCACGCCAUGAAACCAGCACUAGAUGCUGCUGUCGCUUGUUUGUCUGCACGCUGUUAACCCGAGACACGCUCUCUUCAGGAGGAUGAACACAUUGUCUCCACCUCUGAAACUCAGUGAGCCGCUGUUCUAGUCCGGUAGAGCUCCCAGAGGAAGGAGCAGGAUCCGACCCUCUGUCGACAUUGUGAUUAAACCCCCUGAACAUCGUCUCCUGGCUCUGAAAUGGGAAUGUUCAUCCAGUUGCUGCUUCUGCAGUUCUACGUCCUCUCGAGCUGUGUGUGCAAUGCUGUCGCCUUUGUUGAGGAACCCCCCGAAGGCAGGACGGACGGGUACUGCGGGCGGAUCCUUCGGGCGCAGACUCAGGGGACCCGGAGGGAUGGCCACCAUGAGUUCAGGCUCAGAGUGGAGGGGGACGCGGAAACCUACGAGCCUGGUCACAAGUACAGAGUGGUCCUCCUGGCAACCAGCCCUGCUUAUUUUAGAGGUUUCACCCUCAUCGCACUCAGAGAGGGCAGAGAAGGCACCACUGAUGAGGACUACGCAGGCCAGUUCCAGAUUAUUGAUGAAGAGGACACACAAUUCAUGACCAACUGUGCUCCUGCUGUGACGGAGAGUACACCUCGGAGACGUACAAGGAUACAGGUCUUCUGGACAGCGCCCCCUACUGGUUCUGGCUGUGUUAUACUGAAGGCCAGUAUCGUCCAGAAGAGAAUCAUUUAUUUCCAAGAGGAAGGAUCUCUCACCGUUCGACUGUGUGAAAAAGAGCGUGUAUUCGGGGCCACAGACCCUCCUGGCUUGGAAUGCUGCGCUUGUGGGACGGCCAAGUACAGACUCACCUUCUACGGCAACUGGUCAGAGACGGUCCACCCAAAAGACUACCCAAAACGAGCCAACCACUGGUCGGCUCUGAUUGGUGCGUCUCACGCCAGAAGCUAUGUGUUGUGGGAAUAUGGAGGCUUCGCAAGUGAGGGCGUCCGACAGGUUGCUGAGUAUGGAUCCCCCAUCAAGAUGGAAGAGGAGAUCCGCCAAAAGGGAGAUGAAGUGCUGACUGUUAUUAAAACCAAAGCCCAGUGGCCGGCAUUUCAGCCCCUCAACAUGCGCUCAGCUCCAUCAGCAGAGUUUUCUGUGGACCGGACCCGUCACCUGAUGUCCUUCCUCAGUAUGCUCGGGCCGAGUCCAGACUGGAACGUGGGGCUGUCUGGGGAGAACCUCUGCACCAAGGAGUGUGGCUGGGUCCACAGGCUUGUGACAGACCUCAUUCCCUGGGAUGCAGGGACCGAUGAUGGUGUUACAUACGAGUCGCCAAACAAACCCACCAUCCCUCAGGGGAAGAUCCGCCCCUUGACCAGUUUGGACCACAUCCAGAGCCCGUUCUACGAUCCUGAGGGGGGCGCCAUCACCUCACUAGCAAGGGUGGUUUUAGAACGCAUCGCUAGAAAGGGGGAGCAGUGUAAUGUGGUGCCAGACACCAUUGAUGACAUUGUUGCUGAUAUCGGUCAGGAUGAGAGGGAAGAAGAUGACACCCCAGAGACAUGUAUCUACUCAGCCUGGUCCCCGUGGUCCUCUUGCAGCAGUGCGACCUGUGAGAAAGGACGCAGAAUGAGGCAGAGGAUGCUGAAGGCCCAGCUGGACCUUAGUGUGCCAUGUCCACACACUCAAGACUUCCAGCCAUGCAUGGGACCAGGGUGCAGUAUGGAAGAGACGUCAACGUGCAUGAUGUCUGAGUGGAUCAGCUGGUCCGCCUGCAGUGUGUCGUGUGGGAUGGGGAUGAGGUCCAGAGAGAGAUACAUCAAGCAGUACCCGGAGGACGGCUCGCUCUGCCAUCUGAACACCGAAGAGACGGAGAAGUGUGUGGUCAAUGAAGAAUGCUCACCCAGCAGUUGUGUGGUCACUGAGUGGGGCGAGUGGGAGCCCUGCAGUAUCACCUGUGGGGUGGGUAUGAGGAGACGUGAUCGCAUGGUGAAGAUGCCGCCUAUAGACGGAUCCAUGUGUAAAACAGAGGUGUCUGAGGUGGAGAAAUGCAUGAUGCCAGAAUGCCAUACCAUCCCUUGCAUGCUGUCACCCUGGUCUGACUGGAGUGAUUGCAGUGUGACUUGUGGGCGAGGCUUAAGAACACGUCAGAGGAUGUUAAAGUCGGAUCCUGCAGGGUGCACCGAGGAACUGGAGCAGACAGAGAAAUGCAUGCUGCCUGAGUGCCCUGUUGACUGCAUGGUAUCUGAGUGGUCCGAGUGGUCCGAGUGCAACAAGUCCUGUGGAAAAGGACACACUAUCCGGACCCGUAUGGUUAAACUGGAUCCCCAGUUUGGGGGCGUGGCUUGUCCUGAGGCGAUCCAAAGAAAGAAGUGUAAGAUCAGAAAAUGCCGAACAAAAGCUAGGGCGGAGAAAGUUGGUGAAGAAGAUGGAGGAGGAAAGAGGAGGAGACGUGGGAAACAGGGAAGAGAAGCAGCAGCUGAGGAGCAGCAAGGUUGUAGGCUACAGCCGUGGACCAGCUGGACGGACUGUACCAAACCAUGUGGAGGGGGAAUCCAGGAACGUUUCAUGAUGGUGAAGAAAAGAGGAAAAGGUCCUCAGAUGGCGAGCUGUAAGGACCGGAAAGAGAUCCGUGCGUGUAACGUUGACACCUGCUAGCAAGGACUUUUAAAUCAGAGAGGAGGGAAGGUGAGCGGUGGAUAAGUCCAUGACUUUCUGUACAAAAGGAAGGGAAGAAGUUUGGUGAGGUUUAUUACUUUCACACCUUAGAAAAAUGAUAUGUGUUUAUGUUAUUGAAAAGAUGUGCAAGUAAACAAACAAACAAAAAAACAUUAUCACAGUUUAGUCUGUAUUCUCAGAAGCUUUAAAUAAGAUGUGAAAUGAUGUUAGAUUCUCUAUCUGCACUUACUCUCUUAGGACAAUAUCCACAGGGACCUGGGAUUAUUGCACAGGACUGCUUUAUACUGACACCAUGAUGCCUUUCAUCAGGAUGUGUUCCAUGCAAACUUUCCCUCAAAGUUAUAAUAAAAUAACUGGUUAGCAGUUUUAGCACUGGGGAAUAAAACCUUGCAGCAGGCUCCAGUAUCUCUGAGUGAAAGCUCAGAGAUACUGAGCGUUUGUCUUCUACCCGCCUCUGCCUGCUGUACGCCUGUUACAUGUUCUGAGAUGUUUACGUCUUGCAGAGCGAAACUGGAGGCAACCAUGGUCAGAUGUGUUAUGUCCUCACCUGUUUGAGCUUUAGUUUCCAUGUUUAAAGCUUUAAGGUAAGCAACAAGAGUGUGGGAAUAACAAGGUACCAUGCCUGUGGAGAGGGGUCCAAUUUAGAGGAUAAAAAAAUGACAUUUCUGUCCACAGGAGCUCAUCAAAUACAAGCAGAAUAACAUAGGUGAGCACAUAACUACACAUGGAGAUACACUACCAGUCCAAAGUUUGGACACACCUUCUCAUUCAAUGUUUUUUAUUCAUUCUAAUUCUUUUCAACAUUGUAGAUUAAUACUGAAGACAUCCAAACUAUGAAAUAAUCUGGUUUUACCAUAAUCUGGAUUACAACAGUAGUCAAAUAGGGCUAUCCAUUGUGUACUAACCCUACCUCUGAACAACACAACUGAUGGUCUCAAACACAUUAAGAAGGCAAGUCAUUCUACAAAUGAACUCUUGACAAGGCUCAUGUUCAUUAGAAACCAUUCCAGGAGACCACUUCAUGAAGCAGACUGAGAGAAUACCAAGAGUGUGCAAAGCUGUCAUGAAGGAAAAAGGGGGCUACUUUACAGAAUCUAAAAUAUAAAACAGAUUCUGCUUUGUUUAACACUUUUUGGUUCAUUACAUAAUUCCAUAUAUGUUCUUUCAUAGUUUUGAUGUCUUCAGUAUUAAUCUACAGUGUUUACAAUCAUUACAAUAAAUACAAACCCUUGAAUCAGAAGGUGUGUCCAAACUGUUGACUGGUAGUGUGUAUCCAGUUAUAACAUAAAGAGAGAGUAUCGUCAGACUGUGUGUGCUCCUAUGUGUGGAGCAAAAA